AUGUCCAUGGAUCCCCCACGCGGCACCUACAUGGAGCUCACGACACACGGCAACAGCAGCAACACCAUGGACGACGACGCCGAAAAGAUGAUGACCGACACUCCUGCAGAGUACACCGACGACCUACCACCACAGCCCACCGUCGUAUCAUGGGACGGCCCCGCCGAUCCCGCAAACCCCAUGAACUGGACCUGGCAGAAGAAAUGGACCACGACGAUUCUCGUGUCCUGCUUCACCUUCAUCUCGCCCUUCUCGUCCACAAUGGUGGCCCCCGCGCUCGACGACAUCGGUCGCGACCUCGGCGUCGCCCCAGGCUUCAUGCAGGCGCUCGUCAUGUCCAUCUUCCUCCUCGGCUACGCGCAGGGGCCCUUCGUCCUGGCGCCCCUCUCCGAGGUCUUUGGCCGCGUCGCCGUCCUGCAGUGGGCGAACCUCGUGUACCUCGCCUUCAACACGGCGUGCGGAUUCGCGCGCACGCGGGACCAGAUGCUGGCGUUUCGGUUCCUUAGCGGCAUCGGCGGCAGCGCUCCGCAGGCGCUAUGUAACGGCGUGCUGGCAGACUGCUGGUCCAAGGAGGAGAGGGGCAAGGGCCAGACGAUAUACGGCAUGCUCACGUUCCUCGGCCCCGUCGUCGCGCCCAUCGCCGGCGCCUACACGUCCCUGCACACGAGCUGGCGCUGGAUCUUCUGGGCGACGUCCAUGUUCGACGUCCUGGUGCAGGUCACGGCCUUUUUUUUCCUCAAGGAGACGUACGCGCCGCGCAUCCUGUCGCAAAAGGCGAAGCGGCUGCGUCGGGAGACGGGGCUGGCGUACAGGACGGCGUACGACGACGAGCGCGGCAUGGCGAGGAUCCUGCGCAGGCGGCUCGUGCUGCCGCUGAUUAUGAUCGUGUCUCAUCCUGCGGUGCUGGCGCCGUCGAUUUACAGGGCGUACCUCUACGGCGUCAUGUAUCUGGUCCUUUCGACGUUUCCCAGAGUCUGGAGCGGAGCAUAUGGUAUGGACAAGGGCACGGCCAGUCUCAACUACCUCUCGCUCGGGGUCGGAUUCAUGAUUGGGCUCCAGAUCUCGCACCCCCUCAUCGACAAGCUAUACGCCUACUACAAGGUCAAGUACGGACGGAAAGAAGGAUGCCCGGAGUGGCGCGUCCCGCCCAUGGCCGUGGGCAGCGUCCUCGCGCCAGCAGGCCUCUUCCUCUACGGGUGGACGGCGCAGGCGCGCCUCCACUGGAUCGUGCCCAACGUGGGCUGCGCGCUGCUCGCGACGGGCCUCAUCGUGGCGUUCCAGAGCGCGCAGGCGUACGUCGUGGACGCGUACAGCGCGCGGUACGCGGCCAGCGCGGCGGCCGUGGGGGCCUUCCUGCGCACCAUGUGCGGCUUCGGCUUCCCGCUCUUCGCGCCCGCCAUGUACGACGCGCUCGGGCUCGGCUGGGGCAACAGCCUGCUGGCGUUUGCGACGCUGGGGCUGGCGGUGCUGAGCCCGCUGCUGCUGUGGUGCUGGGGGGAGAGGCUGCGGCGCUGGAGCAGGCUGGGGCUGGACGUCGUGGAGGAGGAGGAGGAUGGCAGGUGA
This is a messenger RNA of Purpureocillium lilacinum, 1563 nucleotides long. RefSeq lists its product as uncharacterized. The record is from RefSeq and is a predicted model, not a curated record. Gene Ontology annotation, biological process: transmembrane transport. NCBI's taxonomy places the organism in Eukaryota, Fungi, Ascomycota, Sordariomycetes, Hypocreales, Ophiocordycipitaceae. Gene Ontology annotation, molecular function: transmembrane transporter activity.